This is a messenger RNA of Girardinichthys multiradiatus, 3663 nucleotides long. RefSeq names its product collagen alpha-2(VI) chain-like. Lineage: Eukaryota; Metazoa; Chordata; Actinopteri; Cyprinodontiformes; Goodeidae. The record is from RefSeq and is a predicted model, not a curated record. The coding region runs from base 338 to 3487 and encodes 1049 amino acids. The transcript is spliced from 28 exons.
AGUCUGCGAUCUGACGUGUGCUGUCAGAUUCGGUGGUAAAUGACUCAUUGCAGUAUGCUGUAUUUACCCAAAUCCACUCCAAGUCUUGCAGAACUGUCUCUGUGUUGGAGCUUGUGCUACUGUCUCUGUCCAGCUGUCGUCCCACAAAACUCGCUUCCAUCUAAACAUCUCUCACCAGUGAAGUUCUCCCCGACCAGAGGCUGACCCCGGAGGAAUCUGCUGAUAUGGGAGCUUUCCGACUGAGAUAAUUAUCUGGACAUUGUAUUCUGUGGAGAUUGCUUGAAUUUCCUGACGCAGUUUGGAGUUAACAUUCUCUGUGUGCUGCAGCUGAGGAAAAAUGACUGGAAACCAUCCACUCGCCCCAAUGAUUUCAUGGGUCAUCAUUCUGACUGUGUUCCAAGCUGCAGCGCCUCAACGUGCAUCCCCUCGAGGACCCAGACCAAUACCUGGGCGAGGUGACAGUCAGGGACCAACACCAACCCUGCUGCCACCUGAGCCCACACCAAGACCAGAAGGUUGUGAGACAACGAUCAUCGACUGCCCCAUCAAGCUGUUUUUCACCAUUGACACCUCAGAGACCAUUGCCCUGCAGGAGCCUCCCCCUGGCAGUCUGGUGGAGAGCAUCAAGGAGUUCAUGAAGAUAUUCGCCCAGAAACUUGAAGAUGAGGAGUACAGGGGCCAGAUCCAGAUCACUUGGUCUUUUGGGGGCUUGCACUUCUCUCAGAAGCAGGUGGUCUUCAGUCAGUUCACGACCAGACAGAGCUUCAUCAGGAAUCUUAGUCAGAUCAAAUACCUGGGCAAAGGCACUUACAUUGACUGCGCCCUCAGAAAUAUGACCCACCAGAUGACAUACCACUACUCAGGGACAAAAGCUGUCCUCUUCUCCGUGGUCAUCACAGAUGGUCAUGUGACAGGGAGUCCGUGUGCAGGGAUCAAGGCGGCAGCAGACAAGGCUCGGGAUCAGGGGAUCCAUAUUUUUUCAGUAGCAGCCUCCAGUAGCAUCGAUGAACAAGGGAUGAAUGAGAUAGCCAGCUCGCCUAUUGAGGUGUAUCGGGACAAUUACAUAGUCAUGGAAAUUAUUGAUGGAAGACCAAGAAUGAACACUGACACGAUUGAUCAGAUCAUCAAAGUCAUGAAAUAUCAAGCCUAUCUACAGUGCUAUAAACCUACAUGCCUGGCGGUUCCUGGUAACCCCGGACGAAAAGGACCCUCGGGUCCAAAAGGUGGGAAAGGUGACAGAGGCAAGACAGGACAAAAAGGUGAUAAAGGUAACCAGGGUGAUCCUGGGAUUGAAGGUUCAAUUGGACAACCUGGUCUAAAGGGAGAAAUUGGUUUUAAAGGUGAAAAGGGUGAAGUUGGAUUAAUUGGAGCAAAGGGCGUGGCGGGUUCACCAGGAAGGAACGGAACAGAUGGACAAAAGGGUAAAAUCGGCCGAAUUGGAGCUCCUGGCUGCAAAGGUGAACCAGGUGACAAGGGACCAGAUGGACACCCAGGCGAUGCUGGUGACUCUGGAUCAUCUGGAGAAAAAGGAGAAAAGGGGGACACAGGUCUCCCUGGAAAGCCAGGCCCCCCUGGCCCUGUGGGUAGUCAAGGACCAAAGGGUGAAAAUGGAAAUCUUGGAAAUCCAGGACCACCUGGAGUAAGAGGGGAUCCUGGGCUCAUUGGCAGACCAGGACCAAAGGGCGAACUGGGUAGGAGAGGAGAUCCUGGAUUGAAGGGGACACCAGGACCUGAUGGGGUCAAAGGAGCAAAGGGAGAUCGAGGACCACCAGGGGACAGAGGUCGACCAGGGGAGGAUGGAUUUAAGGGUGCUAAGGGAGGCCAAGGACUACCAGGACCAAGAGGUCGGUCAGGAGAACCAGGCAGCGCUGGAGGAAAUGGCACUGUGGGAACUCCUGGAGACCCUGGAUCAAGGGGAGACCCUGGACCACCUGGACCACAAGGAGACAAUGGAAGACCAGGAUUCAGUUACCCAGGAUCAAGAGGACCAACAGGAGACAGAGGGGAUCCGGGCAGGAGAGGACCCAGAGGGGCCAGAGGUGAAUGCGGAGCCAAAGGCAAGCCUGGAGAUAAAGGAGUGCCAGGAGAGCCUGGGGAACCAGGCCAGCCAGGAGAGCCAGGAGAGAGAGGAUCCCGAGGAGGGCCUGGACAAAAUGGGGAUCCAGGACCAGCUGGGGAUCCUGGGCUCACUGACUGUGAUGUUAUGACGUACAUCAGGGAGACAUGUGGUUGUUGUGACUGUGAGAAGCAAUGUGGAGCUCUGGACAUUGUCUUUGUAAUCGACAGCUCUGAGAGUGUUGGGCUGACCAACUUCACCCUGGAAAAGAACUUUGUUAUCAACACCAUCAACAAGCUGGGAUCCAUGGCCUCUGACCCCACAUCACCAACUGGUACAAGAGUUGGAGUUGUGCAGUUCAGCCAUGAUGGAACCUUUGAAGCCAUACGUCUCGAUGACGCGUCCAUAAACUCCAUGUCUUCAUUUAAGACAGCAGUGAAGAAACUACAGUGGAUUGCUGGGGGCACAUUUACACCCUCUGCACUCAAGUUUACCUACGAUAACCUGAUCAGGGACAGCAAGAGAGCCCGUGCUAAGGUAUCUGUUGUGGUGGUUACAGACGGUCGCUUUGACCCCCGUGAUGACGACAGUCAGCUCAGGUACCUCUGCGAUGACCCCGCUGUAGUGGUGAAUGCCAUUGGGGUUGGUGACAUGUUUGACAAGAAACAUGACAGCGAGACCCUAGUGUCGAUAGCCUGCAAUAAUAAGAACCGAAUCACUGAGAUGAAGCAAUACACAGAUUUGGUCGCUGAUAACUUCAUUGAGAAGAUGGAAACAGUUCUCUGUCCUGAUCCGGUGAUUAAGUGUCCAGACCUUCCCUGUAAAACUGAACUUGAUGUAGCUCCAUGCGUUGGACGACCUGUAGACCUGGUGUUUCUUCUUGAUGGCUCAGAGCGCCUCGGGAUGGAAAACUUUGGCCAUGCCCGUCAUUUCGUUCAGAUGGUGGCAAAUGCUUUGACAAUGGCCAAGACCAGAAAUGACCUAAACGGGGCUCGCCUGGCACUCAUAGAGUUUGGCAAGGAGAAUGAAAACCAAGUGGCCUUUCUUCUUACACAUGAGCUGAAUGGUAUUGCUUCAGGUCUAUCAGGGUUAAGUUAUCUUGAUUCUUCAUCAGCAGUGGGGCCUGCCAUUUUUAAAACCAUCAAUGAGAUCUUGGGUAAAGGAAGCACUCGCAAAACCAGACGUGACGCUGAGGUUUCAUUUGUUUUCAUCACAGAUGGCAUCACUGACACCACCAACCUGGACGAGGCAGCUAAUGCAAUGCGCAGGGAACAGAUUGUUUCCACUGUGAUUUCCACAGGAAGUGAUGCGGAUGAAGAAGUCCUAAUAAAGUUGGCUAUGGGUGACCAGAAUGCCAUCUUUAAGGGACAGAGAUUUUCUGAUGUGUUACAGCCUAGUUUGUUUAACCGUUUCAUCCGGUGGGUGUGUUAGAGAGACUGUGCUCAUUGUGAGGUUCAUACCGGUGCUACAGCUCCUACUUUAGCAUUUUAAUAGUUAAUUCAAGUUUAAUUCACCCUUGUAUAAUUCUGAAAAUGAUGUUUAUGGUCAGCUUUGUACUAAUUUCACCUCAGUCAGAGAGCAGAAACAAGAAUGUACAAAAACUGAAA